GAAGCCCGGCACGUUUGACACUGUGAAUGUUCUCCCCACAAAGCUGCAGCAGCAAUGCUUUCCUCUGCAGAGAAACUUGGAAAGCUCGACGACGAUCGCCCAUCUGCCAAGAAGGGCACUUUGCAUUACUGGAAAGAGAUCGACCCGGAAGGGGGUAUUGGACAAAGUCUAGGGUGGGUCACAAUGGCAUUUGCAGCUCUGCGGCGUGCGCUUGGUCCUGGCAAUAAUGGGUUGCUUGGGGGAGCUGGCCUACGUUUCAUGAGUACACCAAGGGUACAGGACCGGAUCAUCAAUGUGAUUGCGGUCGAUGAAGACGGGAUUCGCCACCGAAUCAAAGGCCUGAUCGGACACAAUUUGAUGGAGGCUCUGAAACUUUCCGGCUUUGAGUCUGAAGCCCGACAUCCCUCUUCAGACAGACUGGAUGCAUGCUCUGGGAACUGCGAAGUUACGAUUGCAAACGAGUGGUUGGACAAGGUUCCUGAAAGGACCGAGGACGAACUGGAGGUGUUGCGGGACGUUACGAAGCGGGUGACGAAAAACCACCGGCUUGGUUGUCAAAUACAACUUACGAAGGACCUCGACGGUAUGGUUGUCUCCAAAGUUGAAGAAAAACCGUUCGAGAUUCCUUGAGUACAUAUACAUGUAAGGAUAACAAUAGAAGCUUCAGCGUCGGUCACUUCGUCAGCAAUGUAAACUGCCCAUUGCUCAGUUAUGACCUCAGUUAUGAAGUGCAUCCAGAUUUCCACACUAAUUAUUGCGCCACAAAGAUAUCCAGCAAUGACCCUCAUGUCCGAUGUUCCAUUUCCAAGAAACUCAGACCGUCAACACAGG
Messenger RNA from Klebsormidium nitens, 831 nucleotides. NCBI's taxonomy places the organism in Eukaryota, Viridiplantae, Streptophyta, Klebsormidiophyceae, Klebsormidiales, Klebsormidiaceae. The record is from the annotation of a GenBank genome assembly.